Molecule: messenger RNA, 2562 nt
Organism: Seminavis robusta
Lineage: Eukaryota; Bacillariophyta; Bacillariophyceae; Naviculales; Naviculaceae
Source: the annotation of a GenBank genome assembly
AUGAACAACAGCAAAGAAACCAAUCCAACGAAACCGGUUGCUUGCUUGAACACCACCAGCUCUAGCUCUGGGAACAGCGGCACAGUCGAUCAUGCCACUUUGGCCCCUCCUCCUCCUCCUACUUUGGACUGUACUCUGCAACGACUGGCUGAAGAAAGAGCUGCUAAAGAAGCCUUGAGAGCUAGCUUGGGCCGUACUGGAACUGGUACUGGUACUGGUGGUAUAGUUGCCAGCAGCAUACCGGGACCCCUGGUAAAUAGCACAGAUGACAGGAAGCCACCCCCUUCAGCAACUACUGCCACACGUGGACUCAAGAGAUCUGUGGAAGAAAAGGCUGCUAAGGAUGCCGCUCGACGUAGCCCUGGGAGUGCCACAGUUGGUGCCUCUGAUGCUGUAGAUAGUCCAUGUCCUCAGAGGGGGCUGAAGCGGUCGGAGGAAGAAAAGGAAGCCAAAAAAGCUGCACGGGGAAAUAAUUCUGGGGCGACAAAUCAAGCUGAAGUCACUUCAGCUAGCAGUGCUGCCAUGGCCAUGGUCAAUCACACGGGGUCAAAGGGAACUGCAGCAGCAUCUGCUAUGCAGCCUGGAGUGCAGUUUGUACCAGCAAGUGACACCAUUAGUAGCACUGAUGAACGUUCCUGUACGACCAUGCGUGGCCUUGCCAAGAACCGAAAACCGGCUGUCUCAGGGCAAGCACCAGCACCCACUUCUGGUGAACGUUCCUCUACGACAACACGCGGCCUUGCCAAGAACCAAAACCCAUCAGUCUCAGGGCAAGCACCAGCAACGGUCACAGAGAACGAAGCUGGCAACACACAGGUAGUUCAGUCCGAAAUAGCUUCUGUUGGUAUCAACGGGGAGGGACUUGGAAACACUAUACAAAGACAAAACAAGUGUGAAUCAGAGGCUCCUGCGUCUAUCCCCAAUUCCCAUCAGCCGUUGGAAAUUGAGGAUAAUGGUGGAGAUGCAGCGAACAUGCCCCGUGCCAGCCCCGUUGACGAGAAUCAGACAUUGCAGCAUGCUGUCCCUUUGGAACAGCCCAAGGCACCAGAAGGUUCUGGUAGGAAAUCACCUCUCAUCUUUAUCAUUGUUGGCUUGCUUGUGGUAAUUGGAAUCAUUGUGGCAGGAGUCUGUGGCAGCGGCCACUGCAGCAGUAAGGACUCUUCAUCAGAGGAACAAGAACUCAGUCCCAGAGAUAUGGAUGGCAUGGAAAUCAAAGCCCAGCUGGAAAAAGUGCUAGGUCCAACAUAUUUUGAUGGUUCCACAGACAACACAGAACCUCAUCAAAAAGCACUCAAGUGGAUCAUCCAUCAAGAUCCCCGCCAAUUGCCUCCAGAUUCCAACCAUCUACUCCAACGAUUUAUUUUGACACAGUUUUACUUCAGUACAUCGCAAGCCAGCCCUUGGAAGUUUUGUGGCGCUGCCAGUGGCGCACAAACAGACGAAUGUGAAUACAAAAUUGUUUAUAACAAUCGAGUUGGGUCGGAGCGAUGGUUGUCGGGAGUUUCCGAAUGCAGGUGGGCUGGAUGCAGCUGUAGCGGAGAGACGGACAAUAUUUCUAGUUUUUAUAUAUGGGACAAUAGGUUCACUGGAUCACUUCCAAGCGAACUAGGCUUGUUGUCGCAUGCACGCUCCUUGUCGUUAGGAAAACAAAACUUUACUGGCACCAUACCUUCAACCAUUUACCAAUUGACAGCUCUUGCCACUUUGUAUCUUUUGGGCAACAAUUUUACAGGAACCAUUAAUCCUGCAGUCUUCUCCAUGCCAUCAUUGAUUGGCUUGGACUUUGAUAGCAACCAAAUGACAGGCACCAUCCCAACUGAAGUUGGGCUCUUUCAAGGAAACUUGAUCUCCGUGUCCAGGAAUUUUCUUACAGGAACGAUUCCUUCCGAAUUAUUUUCCACCCAAAAAGUGAGGCAUAGUUGGUUUGGAGAUAAUAAGCUCUCUGGAACCAUCCCCACAGAAGUUGGGCUUUUAUCCGUGGGAGUCGAAAAAGCCUAUCUUGACAUUACAGAGUCAGGCGAUCAUGAAAGUGGUCCUACAUUCGAUUUCGCCCGCAAUAAUGCAUUGUCUGGGACAAUUCCAUCAGAGUUUGGUCUGGUAGACAAGCUACAUUGGUUCGAUAUACAAGAUACGAGCAUUGAAGGCACCAUUCCUGAAGAGCUAAUCUUGAGUUGCCUUCAUCUGGAAGUCCUCUCAGUAGAAAAUUGCAACCUGGGGGGUACAUUGAGCACCAACUUUGGAUUGCUCACAAACCUCCAAUAUUUGAUGUUGGCCAACAACAACUUUGAAGGUAGCAUACCUGUGGGGUUUGAAGCCCUGACAGGAUUGAAAGACUUUACAAUCAAUGGAAAUCCUGAACUGAGAGGGGGUAUUCCUGAUGGCAUGUGCUUGGAAAACGAUAGGUAUUCCCUUGGACUUUUUGACUUUGUUGCCGACUGUGCGGAGACCACACUCACAGCAAGUGAUGGAACAACCAGCACGGGAGAACCACUUGUGUCUUGUUUUGAAGGAUGUUGCAGUACAUGCUGUGAUGGGGGGACUGGAAUUUGCAAGGAACAGUAG